Molecule: messenger RNA, 2378 nt
Organism: Choloepus didactylus (southern two-toed sloth)
Lineage: Eukaryota; Metazoa; Chordata; Mammalia; Pilosa; Megalonychidae
Product: fizzy-related protein homolog
Exons: 9
Biological process (GO): positive regulation of anaphase-promoting complex-dependent catabolic process; anaphase-promoting complex-dependent catabolic process; positive regulation of ubiquitin protein ligase activity
Cellular component (GO): anaphase-promoting complex
Molecular function (GO): protein binding; ubiquitin ligase activator activity; anaphase-promoting complex binding
Source: RefSeq, a predicted model, not a curated record
GUGCCCCCUGCCCAGUAUUCCCUCAGUACCAAGCGCUCGAGCCCUGACGACGGCAACGAGGUGUCCCCCUACUCCUUGUCCCCCGUCAGCAACAAGAGUCAGAAGUUGCUGAGGUCCCCCCGGAAACCCACGCGCAAAAUCUCCAAGAUCCCCUUCAAGGUCCUGGACGCCCCCGAGCUGCAGGACGACUUCUACCUGAACCUGGUGGACUGGUCGUCUCUCAACGUGCUCAGCGUGGGGCUGGGCACCUGCGUGUACCUGUGGAGCGCCUGCACCAGCCAGGUGACCCGGCUCUGCGACCUGUCCGUCGAAGGGGACUCCGUGACCUCCGUGGGCUGGUCCGAGCGGGGGAACCUGGUGGCCGUCGGCACCCACAAAGGCUUCGUGCAGAUCUGGGACGCGGCCGCGGGGAAGAAGCUGUCCAUGCUGGAAGGCCACACGGCGCGUGUCGGGGCCCUGGCCUGGAACGCCGACCAGCUGUCGUCCGGCAGCCGCGACCGCACCAUCCUGCAGAGGGACGUCCGCAGCCCCCCGCUGCAGUCGGAGCGGCGCCUGCAGGGCCACCGGCAGGAGGUGUGCGGGCUCAAGUGGUCCACGGACCACCAGCUGCUGGCCUCGGGGGGCAACGACAACAAGCUGCUGGUGUGGAACCACUCGAGCGUGAGCCCCGUGCAGCAGUACACGGAGCACCUGGCGGCUGUCAAGGCCAUCGCCUGGUCCCCGCACCAGCACGGCCUGCUGGCCUCCGGCGGGGGCACGGCCGACCGCUGCAUCCGCUUCUGGAACACGCUCACGGGGCAGCCCCUGCAGUGCAUCGACACCGGCUCCCAAGUGUGCAACCUGGCCUGGUCCAAGCACGCCAACGAGCUGGUGAGCACACACGGCUACUCGCAGAACCAGAUCCUGGUGUGGAAGUACCCGUCCCUGACGCAGGUGGCCAAGCUCACUGGGCACUCCUACCGCGUCCUCUACCUGGCCAUGUCCCCUGACGGAGAGGCCAUCGUGACGGGGGCCGGAGACGAGACCCUGCGGUUCUGGAACGUCUUCAGCAAAACCCGUUCGACAAAGGAAUCGGUGUCUGUCCUCAACCUCUUCACCAGGAUACGGUAAAGCCGGACUCGCCAUGCCAUAACCACGCUGGGCACCCGGCCCAGAGACCCUCCCCGCCAGCGUGCAUGGACCCCCGCAGCGCACUCCCAGGCUGCCUGCCUAGUGGGCAGGAGCCAGGCCCGGAGAACCUGAAGAUUCCAAUUAAAUGCCUGAUUGUGAAUAAUAUCAAGCCGUGUUUGGGGCAGGGACAUGGUUGGGGACCACCCAGGACCGGGGGGGUCUGUCUCCCCUCCCAAACGGCCUCAGCUUGGACGGUCUACACUCGGAGCGGACAGACGGACGGACAGCCCCUUCGCCUUGCCGUGGGGAGCACGCUCCGGGGACCCACACCGCCUGUGUCCUCCAUGUCUGCGGCCGCCCCACACCCCACACCUGGGGCUAUGGCGGGGGGCCCCGUGGCUCUCCAAGGUGUCCUCGGGGUGGGCCUCGGCUGUCAGGGCGCCUUCGAGGCCAGGACACGGCUUCUUUUGCCAGAGGAGAGCCCCCCGACGUUGACUUGUCAUCGGAGCAACGCUGCAGUCUGGGGGGCCCUGGCCCAGCACCUUGGCCCUCCCCGGCAAGGCCGGGCCCCCCACCUCCACCGGGAGCAAGGCCCCUGCGGCUCCUCCCGCACCCACCAGCCCCCCGCAUCCCGCGCUGGCUGAGGAGAGGAUGUUUCCGCGCAGUGGGUGGCGCAGGGUGGCACGGGCCGCCGCCACCUCCUCGGGCUCCCCAGGCCCGUCGCGGGUGCACCCCGUGUACAUACGUGCUCGUGACUUCUCUUUGCAUCCGUUUUUGUGUUUUUGUAGAUCAAUUCCCAGAAAUGUCUAAGGCCCGGGGGUGGGUGAGCUGCCUGCGCCCCGUGGGGGGCGGUUCCGGGGCCUCACCCGCGGGGAAGGUCACUUCUGCCGCACGAUUCUGGGGCGCACGGGGCCUGGGUGGGCGGCCUGUACAUAGGGGUGUGCGUUUCCAUCUGUCGGGAUCUUGUUUUUGUUUUGUUGCCUUUUUUCUUUUUUUAAUGAGAAAACAAACAGACCCCACCUGUACCCCACCCCACGGUAAUUGCCGAAGAGCCCCAGGGGACCCCACGGGCUGCGGGGUGGGGACCCCCGGGUCCCUGCAGCCUUGGAAGUGGGGCUGCCGCGGUGCGGACGAGGGGGGACGCCGAGCCUGUGACCCCAGCGCACUUCUGGACGGGCGGCCUGGAGGAGGGGACCCCGGGGCCCGGCAUGCACCCGUGUGUCGCUCGCAGACUGCAGCGUCCUUGUCAUUAAAUGGUUGUGAACUCA